Phasianus colchicus (ring-necked pheasant) is the source of this 671-nucleotide messenger RNA. It is a transcript of the gene CNIH4, whose product is annotated as cornichon family member 4. Gene Ontology annotation, biological process: vesicle-mediated transport. The record is from RefSeq and is a predicted model, not a curated record. NCBI's taxonomy places the organism in Eukaryota, Metazoa, Chordata, Aves, Galliformes, Phasianidae.
GGCGGGGCGGGUCCUGCGGGACCCGGGCGGGGCGUACGGCGGCCGGGAGGUCGGCGGGAUGGAGUCGGUGGUCUUCAUCUUCUCGCUUAUCGACUGCUGCGCUCUCAUCUUCCUCUCCGUCUACUUCAUAAUUACGCUAUCAGAUUUGGAAUGUGACUACAUCAACGCGAGGUCUUGCUGUUCAAAACUCAAUAAAUGGGUUGUCCCUGAGGUGAUUGGCCAUGCUGUUGUCACUGUAUUAAUGCUUAUUUCAUUGCACUGGUUCAUCUUCCUCCUUAAUUUGCCAAUAGCUACAUGGAAUAUAUAUCGGUUUAUUAUGGUGCCAAGUGGAAACAUGGGGGUAUUUGAUCCCACAGAGAUCCAUAACCGAGGACAACUGAAGUCACACAUGAAGGAAGCUAUGAUCAAGCUAGGCUUUCAUCUGCUCUGUUUCUUCAUGUACCUUUACAGUAUGAUUCUGGCUUUGAUAAAUGAUUGAGAAGUUGAAAAAGAACCAUUAGCUGCCAAAUUGGGUCAUCACUCCAGUGACUGGUUAUGGAGCCACAGCCACCUACCGAACAUACCUAGACCAGUGGCAUCAUGCAGUAUAUUUUUCUUCUUUGAACAAGAAAUAUUUUCCUGUAUUUUUAACAUAAAAUAUUUUCAAAAGACAUUGGAUUUGUGUAGCAGUU